AUGCCCCGGGUUAACCUCCGAUGUAUCGCCUCUUCUCCUCGGUUCCUCCUUAGCCUUGUCGGCCCCGGCCUUAGGCUGGGGCUCCUGCGUGGAAUCAUCAAGCGGAACUGCGCGCCUGCGUGUUGUAUGUUCUGUGCUGGCUCCGAGGUUGCCGCAGUGAGCAGAAGGGACACGGCCCCUUCGCUCAGAGAAUCGCAGACUGGAGGCACGGGCCGUUACAAUACGGGCUGUGUUCCUUUCCUGUUGUUUGACUGGAGACCAGCUAUGGUGGAGGUAAUGAAGGUAACGGCGACCUCCUUCAAAAAGUCCUGUGCACGCACUGCCGCACUCAGUUCUUCCAACCCUGAGGCAGGCCACCACUGA
Rangifer tarandus platyrhynchus (Svalbard reindeer) is the source of this 363-nucleotide messenger RNA. The record is from the annotation of a GenBank genome assembly. NCBI's taxonomy places the organism in Eukaryota, Metazoa, Chordata, Mammalia, Artiodactyla, Cervidae.